AUGGACGCAAUACUGAAUUACCGUUUGGAAGAUACUGAAGAUUAUUACACGUUACUGGGAUGCGAUGAACUGUCUUCGGUUGAGCAGAUCCUGGCAGAAUUUAAGAUCAGAGCCCUGGAAUGUCACCCUGACAAGCAUCCUGGAAACUCCAAAGCUGUGGAGACUUUCCAGAAACUGCAGAAGGCAAAGGAGGUUCUGACCAAUGAAGAGAAACGAGCCCGCUAUGACCACUGGCGAAGGAGCCAGGUGUCGAUGCCCUUCCAGCAGUGGGAAGCUUUGAGUGACUCUGUGAAAACGUCAAUGCACUGGGCUGUCAGAGGUAAAAAAGACCUCAUGCUGGAAGAAGCUGAUGAAACUCAUACCAACAAGAUUGAAAAUGAGGACCAGGAUGAGCAAAGAGAAAGAAACAAAGAGGUGAUGGGUUCAACCAGAGAGAAAACAGAGCAAAAAGAAUCCGAGUCCCUGGAGAAGUCACUCUCCCCACAGAAUGCAGAUUCUCCAGGUUUUUCAGAUGUGAACUCUUGGCACCUUCAUUUCCGCUGGUCUGGAGAUGCUCCCUCAGAACUCCUGAGGAAGUUUAGAAACUAUGAAAUAUGA
Orycteropus afer afer is the source of this 597-nucleotide messenger RNA. It is a transcript of the gene DNAJC12, whose product is annotated as DnaJ heat shock protein family (Hsp40) member C12. Lineage: Eukaryota; Metazoa; Chordata; Mammalia; Tubulidentata; Orycteropodidae. The coding region runs from base 1 to 597 and encodes 198 amino acids. Gene Ontology annotation, cellular component: cytoplasm. The record is from RefSeq and is a predicted model, not a curated record. The transcript has 5 exons.